Nipponia nippon (crested ibis) is the source of this 3393-nucleotide messenger RNA. Lineage: Eukaryota; Metazoa; Chordata; Aves; Pelecaniformes; Threskiornithidae. The record is from RefSeq and is a predicted model, not a curated record.
AUGGGGCUGUGCGGGGUCUGCUUCCCCGCGGCUCUGCUCGUCCUCGCAGCCGCAGGGGUCCGGAGCCGGGAGGCGGGACCGUGCGCCCUCCACGUGCUGGUGGCCCUGGAUGUCACGGACUACCAGCAGUCCAACCUGCAGCCCUACCUGGAGCGGGUUCUGCGGGACCUGGCCGCGCUGGACCGCCUCACCUGCAGCCCGCUGGACCUGAGCAUCAGCCUGCAGAGCACGCAGCGGGAUGGGGAAACCUUCUUCCAGGACCGGCUGCAGGAGCCCUGGAUGGACGUGUUGCAACGCCUGGCGCGGGCGCAUGCCUUCCAGCGCUCCUACUUCAACCAGCCCGCCCUGCAGAGCUUCCUCGGCACCCUGGCACGGCAGACGGCCGAUGCCAAGGUGCUGCUGGUGUUCACGGAUGGGCUGGACGAUGAUGCAGGGAAGAUGAAGGAGGAGGCAACAUCGGCUUGGAUGCAAGAUCAAGCUCACCUGCUGGUGACGGUGGCGGUGAACAACGCCACGGGGCUGGGGGACCUGCAGCAGGUGGAGUUUGGGCGAUGGCUGGGGAGCGGGCAGCAGCUCGCCGUGGACAUGCCGGAGGCCGGCGGGCAUGUGGCACAGGAGCUGCUGGCCCUGGCAGAGCGGACGUGCUGCCAGAUGUGUCCCUGCACCUGUGUGGGGCUGCCCGGUCCACGAGGUCCUGGUGGCCCCCGGGGGGGCAAGGGGGUGACAGGCAGCAAGGGACGUGCUGGAGACGAGGGCGAGCAUGGGCACAGCGGGGAGCAGGGACCGCGAGGUCUCCACGGCAGCCGAGGGAUCCAGGGGUGCCCGGGGCAGUGUGGACCGAAGGGCUUCGUGGGUCACCCUGGGGAGCAGGGAGCUCCUGGAGAAGCUGGCUACGAUGGCCUGGAUGGGGAGCAGGGGCAGAAAGGCUCCCGGGGUGCCCGGGGGGAGAAGGGACCCCCAGGCCCUCGUGGUGAGGUGGGGCCACCUGGGAGGAGAAGCCUGGAGCCUGGCCCCCCAGGGUGGAGAGGAGAUGGGGGUCCCCAGGGAGACCCCGGCCAGGAUGGUCCCCCGGGGCCAGUGGGACCCCCAGGUCCCCCCGCUCACCCGGGGAAGAAGGGGAACCGUGGCAGCCCUGGCCCUGGGGGACAGAAGGGCUAUGAAGGUGCCCAGGGGCUGCCGGGGCCACGGGGGACGAAGGGUGCCACCGGCCACCUGGGGAGCAGAGGACUUCAGGGUUUGCCCGGAGCCGAGGGCUCCCAGGGAGCAGCUGGCCCAGUUGGCCCCAAAGGGGAGAAGGGGCAGGCAGGAGCCGAGGGCAGGAAGGGGAGCAUGGGACCGCGGGGGCCCAAAGGUGCCCUGGGCGCUCGGGGCCUGCUGGGAUACCCCGGGGCUCAGGGUGACGGGGGCGAGAGAGGAUCCCCAGGGGACAAGGGCGUGCGAGGGCUGCCUGGGCGCAGGCCUUGCGAGCUCAAGGCUUUCAUCCGCCGGAGCUGCGUCACCACCUCGCCCUCCUGCCCGCUGUUCCCCACUGAGUUGGUUCUGGUGCUGGAAACCUCAUCCACGGUGCCACCAGCCCUCUUCUCCCGCAUGAAGGAGCUGCUGGCCCUGCUGCUGCGGGACCUGCAGAUCUCCCCGCUGGGCUGCCCGGCGGGGGCCCGGGUGGCUGUGCUGGCCUACGCGGCCACCCCCACCUACCUGCUGCGUGCCGGGGAGGUGGGGAGCAGGGCCGCGCUGCUGGGACGCCUCCACCGCCUCUCGCCCACCCGCUCCUCCCGGCGCGGCCGCCUGGCCGCUGCCAUGCGCUUCGUGGGGCAUCACACGCUCAAGAGGGUCCGGCCAGCCGCCCUGAGCAGAAAGGUGGUCCUCUUCGUCACCAGUGGCCAGAACCAGGACCUAGAGGGCAUCGGGGAGGCUGCCCUGCAGUACGAAGCCCUGGGCAUCAUGCCGGCGGUGCUUACCUUCAGCCCGCUGCCCGAGGUGGUGCGGGCUUUCCAGGUCAACAGCCUCUUCCGAGUGGUCCAGCUCUCUGCAGAGGAGCCGGCUGGGGACGCGGCGGUGCUGCGGGAUGCGGUGCUGCCCUGCGUCCUCUGCUUCGACCUCUGCCACCCUGAGGUCUGCACCGCAGCCGUGCCGUCCCCUGACCUGCUGGACGUGGACUUGGCCUUGGUGGUGGACAACGCGGCCCUGGGGAUGCCAGCGGAGAGGCUGGAGGCCAUCAGCGAGCUCUUCUACCGCCUUCUGGGGCACCUGCAGCUCGCGGGGCCGGAUCUGGCGCAGGGUGGCACCCGCGUCGCCCUGGUGCUGACGGGCCCCUCCACCCCCGGGCAGCGUUUGGCCGAGGUCCCCUUUGGGCUGCUGGGCUCCAGGGAGCAGCUCCGGGAGCGCCUCCGCCUCGCGCUGGUGCCCAGGGCAGCCACGGCAUCCACCAGCGGCACGGUGGCGUGGACCCUCCGGCAUGCCUUCCUGCAGAGCUCCGGCAGCCGGCUCCGCGUCCUCUUCGUGGUGGGGACAGGGGCCGCAGUGCUGUGGGACAGGGAGGCGCGGCAGGCACUGGCCCCCUUCACCUGGUGCGAGGAUUUUGGCAUCUUGGUGCUCUCCCUAGGGCGAGCCGGGACGGAGCGGCCGGAGGCGGCCGUGCCUGAGGCGCUGCCAGCGUGGCGGUACCACUCCCUGCGCCUGGGCUCGGUCCACCCGCCUGAGAUGGGGUACGCGGAGAGGACGGCGCUGGGCUUCCUCAGGAGACUGCGGGUGGAGAGCAGCCAGCGGCCCAGCACCCCAGGGUGCCCCCAGGAGCUGCCCGCCCCCGGCACCAGGACCAGCGAGCCCCCCCCGGGGACCCCUGCGCAGACCCCCAAGGUCCCCACCGUGGCCCGCACCGGGAUGCCCACAGCAUCCCUUGGCCCCAGCAAGGGCCGGAGGGCUGCGGCCGUUCCCGGACCGUGCGCCCUGGACAAGGACCCUGGCAGCGCCUGUGCCCCCUUCUCCGUGAUGUGGUACCACCGGUGGGAGACAGGGUCCUGCGAGCGCUUCUGGUACGGGGGCUGCGGGGGCAACGCCAACCGCUUCGGCAGCAAGCGGGACUGCAUCCGCGCCUGCACGGAUCCGGGUCCCGACAGAGCCAGCGUGGGCGAGAGCAACGUGACGCAGGCCGCCUGCCUGGAGGCACGGGAUGCGGGGCCUUGCCACUCCUUCUCGCCCAAGUGGUUCUUCGAGGGCCACCAGCACGGCCGUUGCUCACUCUUCUGGUAUGGGGGCUGUGGCGGCAGCUGCAACCGCUUUGAGAGCCAGGAGCAGUGCGAAGCUGCCUGCCUGCCACCGGGCAGGGCGAGCCCCCCGACCCCCCGCCCUGCCAACACCUCCGCCUGCACCCCUGCGCCCAGCUGCCGAGGCUGA